CCCACUACGACAAAAUAACAAUGCGUGUGUUAAUAAUAUAUUUUACAUGUAUUGUAUGUUAUGUUCAUUGUAAAACGAAUACAAAAUCACUCACGGAAUCUUUGGGUAGGGAAAUCAUUGAAAUUGGCGCUCCUGUAAAAGAGUUACCAGCGGACUUGGAAGAGGAGCCAUCCGUCGAAAAUGAUGACGAUGUAACAUCUACCACCAUACAAGUCGCCACAAAGAAGGACAUAGCUAGACAACCGGAGCUAGAUAAACCAAAGGACAUUGACAAACUAGAUGGCGCUAGUCAAGAAGACGAAGAGGCGCGAAUUGAAAAGGAACUCGCUGAAAUAUACAAGGAUUCUUCUGAUUAUAAAUCCGACAGCAGUGAAAAUAUGAUCGAGAAAAAGAAUUCAACAGACAAUUCGACCGUUUUUGUGGAAAAACCCGUAGCGAGAAUGAGGACUAAUUUUAAAUUUCAACCAAAUACAAACAGCAAAAAGGACAUCGAGCUUUUUCGAACUUCUGUAGACGACAUCAGCUGUGAGAAAAAUAAACUUUCUGCCACUAUUCAAAAGAGCUUCCUCGGUUCUUAA
Messenger RNA from Colias croceus (clouded yellow), 578 nucleotides. RefSeq lists its product as uncharacterized. NCBI's taxonomy places the organism in Eukaryota, Metazoa, Arthropoda, Insecta, Lepidoptera, Pieridae. The record is from RefSeq and is a predicted model, not a curated record. Bases 21 to 578 code for a protein of 185 amino acids. The transcript has 6 exons.